GAAGAUCAGAUUCGGCGUGCUCCUCUGUUGUUUUGUCUUGAUGCAAGCUGUUAGAAAAGUUGUUUCUGUUAAGUCGAAAAAUACCGUUUUUGAAUCCGGUCAAUGAUAUUCUCAUCCUCAAAGUCGUGACUAAGGUUCAAAGCAAGCAGGAAUAUCAUCUGAACUGAGAUCUGCUGCUGUGAAGAUGAUGUCUGUUAAAGAAGAGAGUGAAGAGAACACGAGUGAACCAGAAACACUGAGAAUAAAACCAGAAACCUGGAGAAUAAAACACGAGGAACCAGAAACCCGGAGAAUAAAACACGAGGAACCAGAAACCUGCGGAAUAAAACACGAGGAACCCGAAAUCUACAGAGUAAAACACGAAGAACCAGAAAGAUGGAGAAUAAAGCACGAGCAUCAAGGAGAGUUGAUUAAAAAAAACAAGGAGAAUGAAGAAUCAAGUGAAGUUGAGGAGACAAAUCAUGUCAAACCUGGAGAAAAACCUAUGAGUUGCUCUCGAAUCAACCAGAAUGAUUUACAGAAAACUGGAGACAAAAAAUCUUUCCCCUGCACUCAGUGUGGAAAGAGAUUCACACGCAAAUAUGGUCUUGAUGUUCACAUGAGAGUUCACACUGGAGAGAGACCAUUCCCAUGUGAAUAUUGUGGGAAGACGUUUACACAAAUAUCACACCUUUAUGAGCAUAAGAACAUCCACACUAAAGAGAAACUGUACUCAUGUGAUCAGUGCGGUAAAAUGUUUUUAUGGGCUGCAGCCCUGAAGCAGCACAUGACAGUUCAUACAACGGAGAAGCCAUAUUCAUGUGAUUUGUGUGGAAAGAGUUUUUCAUGUCUUCAACAUUUGAAAGUACAUCAGAAAGUACAUGUUGUUGAAAGAGAUUACAUAUGCUGUGAGUGUGGGAAGACUUUUACUACAGUAAGCAGUUUAAAACGGCACCAGAGGAUUCACACUGGAGAAAAACCUUACAAGUGUUCACACUGUGACAAGAGAUUCAAUCAUUCAACGCAUCUGAAAUCACAUGAGAGGAUUCACACUGGAGAGAAACCAUACAAGUGUUCACACUGUGACAAGAGAUUCUGUCAGUCAGCAAAUCUGAAAACACACGAGAGGAUCCACACUGGAGAGAAACCGUACAAGUGUUCACACUGUGACAAGAGAUUCUGUAAUUCAGGAAUCCUGAAGACACAUAAAAGGAUUCACACUGGAGAGAGACCAUAUCCGUGCACUGCAUGUGGGAAGUGUUUCAAAAAUUUAUCUAAUCUACACAGUCAUACAAAAACCAAUCACAGCAAGUAGAUCAUCUUCAGAUCCAGCACUUUCAGGCAGUGGCGGACCGGGUCAUCUGAGUUGGGUCAGCCCGGCCCUUUGCGUGAAUAUAUAGAACGAAUUAUGGAGACAAUACAACAAGACUUGCUGUUUGUAUUGUAUUACUGUUUAGGAUAACAUAAAAUUUUUAAAUGACAGACAUAAAUUUUUAGGGAUAC
Molecule: messenger RNA, 1482 nt
Organism: Carassius carassius (crucian carp)
Lineage: Eukaryota; Metazoa; Chordata; Actinopteri; Cypriniformes; Cyprinidae
Product: gastrula zinc finger protein XlCGF17.1-like
Exons: 2
Coding region: 185-1294 (369 amino acids)
Biological process (GO): regulation of DNA-templated transcription
Molecular function (GO): RNA polymerase II cis-regulatory region sequence-specific DNA binding; DNA-binding transcription factor activity, RNA polymerase II-specific
Source: RefSeq, a predicted model, not a curated record